Messenger RNA from Phascolarctos cinereus (koala), 2185 nucleotides. It is a transcript of the gene ERLEC1, whose product is annotated as endoplasmic reticulum lectin 1. Gene Ontology annotation, cellular component: endoplasmic reticulum lumen. The record is from RefSeq and is a predicted model, not a curated record. NCBI's taxonomy places the organism in Eukaryota, Metazoa, Chordata, Mammalia, Diprotodontia, Phascolarctidae. Gene Ontology annotation, biological process: retrograde protein transport, ER to cytosol; endoplasmic reticulum unfolded protein response; ERAD pathway.
UGGAGGCGGUUUCGAGGGGCUCCCCGGAAGGAGACGUGGCGGCGGUUGGGGCUCCCGUUCGCUGGGCGAUCUCUAGUCCCGCCGCCUCCGCCUCCUCUCAAUGGGCCAAGGAGGCAGCGACGGCGGCGGCGGCGGCGGCUGGAGAGAGAAGCGGAGGAGGAUGGAAGAAGGAGGCGGCGGCGGACGGAGGCUGGUCCCGGGUGCGCCGGUGCUGCUGGUCCUCUGCGGGCUCCUGGAGGCGUCCGGGGGCGGUCGAGUGCUCCCUCCGCUCAGUGACGACAUCCCCUUCCGAGUCAACUGGCCCGGCACCGAAUUCUCCCUGCCUACUGCUGGUGUUUUUUAUAAAGAAGAUAAUUAUGUCAUUAUGACAACUGCAGAUAAAGAAAAAUAUAAAUGCAUACUCCCCCUUGUAGCAAGUGGAGAUGAGGAAGAAGAAAAGGACUAUAAAGGCCCUACUCCAGGUGAAUUAUUGGAACCACUGUUUAAACAAAGCAGUUGUUCAUACAGGAUUGAAUCUUAUUGGACUUACGAAGUAUGUCAUGGAAAACACAUUCGGCAGUAUCAUGAAGAAAAAGAAACUGGUCAGAAAAUAAAUAUUCAAGAAUACUUCCUUGGGAACAAGAUGAAAAAGAGCCCACUUACUGAAGCAGAAAAAGAAGAAAAGGAAAAAUCCAAAGAAAGUUCAAAGGAGAUUCCCACUAAAAAUAUCGAAGGUCAAAUGACUCCUUACUAUCCUGUGGGAAUGGGAAAUGGCACACCUUGUAGCUUGAGACAGAACCUCCCCAGAUCAAGUACUGUGAUGUAUAUCUGUCAUCCUGAAGCAAAACAUGAAAUUCUUUCAGUAGCUGAAGUUACUACUUGUGAAUAUGAAGUUGUCAUAUUGACACCUCUGCUGUGCAAUCAUCCUAAAUAUAGGUUCAGAUCUUCCCCAGUGAAUGACAUAUUUUGCCAGUCACUUCCAGGAUCACCCCUUAAGCCUCAUAAUCUGGUACAGUUGGAGCAGCAACAAGAAGUAAUGAAGAUCCCUUUUAGAAGAACUAAAGAGGAAGAACCACAUUCAACUAAAGAAGACAAAUUUACCUCCAUCCCCAAACCAGUUGUUCUUGGCACUCAUCAACUCCUCACUGUUGGAACAACACACAUCUCCAAACUGACUGAUGACCAGCUCAUAAAGGAAUUUCUUAGUGGCUCUUAUUGUUUUCACGGGGGUGUAGGUUGGUGGAAAUACGAAUUUUGCUAUGGCAAGCAUGUUCAUCAGUACCAUGAGGAUAAGGAAAUUGGAAAAACAUCUGUGAUUGUGGGAACAUGGAACAAAGAAGAGCAUAUUGAAUGGGCAAAGAAGAAUACUGCUAGAGCCUAUCAUCUCCGAGACGAUGGUACACAAAUAGUUAGGAUGGUAUCCCAUUUUUAUGGGAAUGGAGAUAUUUGUGAUUUAACUGACAAACCAAGACAGGUCACAGUAAAACUAAAAUGUAAAGAAUCAGAAUCACCUCAUGCUGUUACUGUGUAUAUGUUAGAACCUCAUUCCUGCCAGUACAUUCUUGGGGUAGAAUCUCCAGUAAUCUGUAAAAUUUUAGAUACAGCUGAUGAAAACGGACUCCUUUCUGUACCCAGUUAAAAGAUUAGUGAAGCAAGAAGAAUGAAGAUCACUAAAAACACCAUGAUUUCUACUGUCCAUGGCCAAUGACUUCAUUAGAGUUCUCAGCCAAUGGAGCUUGACUGAAGGACUGUUUAAGGGGACUCGUUGAACCACUUUGUGAAUAUAUAUGUGUAUAUAAGAGGUUAUUGAUAAACUUUUAAAGCAGACAGUUUUGUCUUACUCAUUUCAUUCGUGUUGUGAAUUAGAAAUUUUGUAAAAAAAAAAAGUGUUUUUUCUUCCUCUGAGGUAAGAGGAUUCAAAAAUAAAUCUUGCCCAAGAAAGUUAAUCAGGUGUCAUAACCAUUGCUAAACAGGCAAGUUUUCAAACUGACUAAUCAAGCUGGUCUUAUCGAUGCCUACUCUGGUUGGGGAAGUGAACAUCAUGGCUGAAGAUAACUUGACCCUUGAUUAUCUUCAAGAAAUAUUGAUUUGCAAUAGGUCAUUUCCUUCUGUGACCAAUUAUUACUUAUUUUUCCAGUGUGUAUUAGUGUGGUUGGUUCUUCCCUUCAAAGUACAUGUUCUGAUAUAAACCAUUCACUUUCAAGGA